Molecule: messenger RNA, 171 nt
Organism: Trichoderma harzianum CBS 226.95
Lineage: Eukaryota; Fungi; Ascomycota; Sordariomycetes; Hypocreales; Hypocreaceae
Exons: 2
Coding region: 1-171 (56 amino acids)
Biological process (GO): protein secretion
Source: RefSeq, a predicted model, not a curated record
AUGCCUGCGCCGACUUAUAUCAUUUCUCGGGUCGCCGACCCUAUCUUUGCUGUCGUGAUUGGAUUAUCGGCGGCGGCAACCAGGAUCAACCGUGAAGAGAAGGCCAAGGGAAAGACGACCAAUGAGACAAUAGAAACUGGUCUACGACGCGUUGGACUCUCAAAGAAAUAG